CUCAAGGGGAAAAUUCUUGUUGGGACAAGAAAUGCCGAAAUAAUCGAAGUUGGAGAGAAGAAUGCUGCGUGCAACAUCCUAAUCAACGGCCACAUGGACGGACCCAUCUGGGGCCUGGCCACGCAUCCCUCCAGGGACUUUUUCCUCUCUGCUGCAGAGGACGGCACGGUCAGGCUGUGGGAUAUUGCAGAGAAGAAGAUGCUGAACAAAGUCAGCUUAGGACACGCGGCUCGCACGGUUUGUUACAGCCCAGAAGGCGAUAUGGUGGCUAUUGGCAUGAAAAACGGAGAGUUUAUCAUCUUGCUGGUGACCUCUCUAAAAAUCUGGGGGAAGAAACGGGACAGAAGAUCAGCAAUUCAGGAUAUCAGGUUCAGCCCCGACUCUCGUUACUUGGCUGUCGGCUCCAGUGAGAACGCAGUGGAUUUUUAUGAUCUGACUUUGGGUCCCACGCUGAAUCGGGUCAGCUACUGCAAAGAUAUCCCGAGUUUCGUCAUCCAGAUGGACUUCUCUGCAGACAGCUCGUAUCUCCAGGUCUCUACUGGGUCUUACAAGAGGCAAGUCUAUGAAGUGCCUUCAGGAAAACAGCUUGUGGACCAGGCUGUGAUUGACAGAAUUACAUGGGCCACUUGGACAAGCGUUCUGGGGGAUGAAGUGAUCGGGAUCUGGUCCAGGCACGCCGAAAAAGCGGACGUCAACUGCGCCUGCGUCUCUCACUCGGGAAUCAACCUCGUGACGGGCGACGAUUUCGGCAUGGUCAAACUGUUUGACUUUCCCUGUCCUGAAAAAUUCGCAAAACACAAGCGGUUUUUAGGUCACUCUGCCCACUUAACCAAUAUUCGAUUUACGAGUGGAGAUCGAUUCGUGGUCAGCGCUGGAGGGGAUGACUGCAGCUUAUUUGUUUGGAAGUGCGUGCACAUGCCUCACUGA
Messenger RNA from Mesitornis unicolor (brown roatelo), 927 nucleotides. RefSeq names its product echinoderm microtubule-associated protein-like 5. The record is from RefSeq and is a predicted model, not a curated record. Lineage: Eukaryota; Metazoa; Chordata; Aves; Mesitornithiformes; Mesitornithidae. The annotation marks the transcript as partial. The transcript is spliced from 7 exons. Gene Ontology annotation, molecular function: microtubule binding.